UACAAAUCACCUGUAAACUAAUAAGGGAGGUAACCACUGUAUCGAACAUGUAACUGCGUUGCAAGAAAUUAGAGUACUGCCAUUUUAGUUUUUGUCCCCUACCGAUUUCACCGGAGGGGACUUAUGGUUUGCGCUCUGUGCGUCUGUCUGUCUGUCACACUUUUCUGGAUCCUGCGAUAACUUAAAAGUUCUUCAUAUUUUUUCAUGAAACUUGAAUCGUGGAUAGAUGGCAGUAUGGACAUUAUGCACGUCAUAUUAUUUUGUUCCUUCGUCAAAAAUUCUGAUUGCUAUGGCAACAAAUAUAUAUAUAUAUAUAAACUAUGACAAUGGUGGAGCCGGUAGGGGACAUAUAAUUGCUACGUAAUAGUCUUGUUAUAUCUUUUCUGAACUUGCAAAACGAUGUGUUAGGUUAAGUAGCUCGAAAAGGUUAAGUUUGACGUUUCUUCAAUAAUGCAUUAUAAUAAUACAUUAGCAACUCACGGUUAAUAUGAUUACACUACAUCGAUUUGACUGCUGAUUAAUUGCAAACAUUAACCCAUUUUAGCCUAGUUGACUCUCCCAUCCUUCUAAAUUGGAGCAAUUUAUUUCCAAAAUUAGGGAUGUCUAGUAUAUUUGUUUCUAUAUUUAAAAAAAUUCUUACAGAAAUUUCUUUAAGCAAACAGCGCAGACCCUGAUGAGACCCUCUCAUCUGGGUCCACGCUGUUUGCCAAUGCCUUUUUUCUAGACGCUAGGCAUAAAUGGGUUUAAGAAAAUGCAAUAGUUGUAUGAAAUUAAGUUUUUCUAAUAAACGUCCUCUGUAAUUUAUGUAAGAAAUAUUCUAAAUAUAUAAAUAAAUAUACUAGAAAUCCCUAAUUUUGGAAAUAAAUUGAUCCAAUUGCAUGCGGCGUCUAAUCUGGGUCUACGCUGUUUGCCAAUGUCUUUUUUCUAGACGCUAUGCAUAAAUGGGUAAAUCUCAGAAAAUGUUGCACACGACACACUUACCUGACGACAAAUUUAAACGAAUACAGAUUGGAAAUCAAAAGAAAAAUGAGUUUGAUCUAAAACAUCAAUUCAAAAUAACGUUUUGCAUUCAGUGACAAACAUUAUGCUUUGAGUGCCGUUUUUUUCUUAAAGGGCACAAUGGCGCCUGGUUCCGAGCACACCGUGAAUGGACGGCGCUACGACAGAGAGAUCCACUUUGUGUUGUUUAACAGCAAGUAUGGCACCUUAGAGAACGCCGAGAACAAAACAGACGGCAUUGCAGUGUUGGCAUUUUUGUCAAGCGUACCUUUAUCGAUCACUGCAGACAGCACCGUGAACGCUCGAAUAAACCUUAAUACCUUCUUCGACCGGCAGUGCGAGUUCUUCACGUAUCGGGGCAGCAAAACGACCCCGCAGUGCUUCCAGUCCGUCCAAUGGGUAAUCUUCCGGGAGCCAAUACCGGCGCUGGAGUCCACCGGAGACUUCGACGCUCGUUACGGAAAUUACCGCAUUUCGCAGCCGCUUAACGACCGCAUAGUGGAGGCAAACUUCAUGCCUCCCGGUUACACUCGACCCCCGACGGAAGCACAGUUUGAGCGAGGGAGCCAAAGGGAACUCCUCGUACAGACCGUCUAA
Messenger RNA from Dreissena polymorpha, 1596 nucleotides. Its product is annotated as carbonic anhydrase 6-like. The coding region runs from base 1120 to 1596 and encodes 158 amino acids. Gene Ontology annotation, cellular component: cytoplasm. The transcript is spliced from 4 exons. The record is from RefSeq and is a predicted model, not a curated record. Lineage: Eukaryota; Metazoa; Mollusca; Bivalvia; Myida; Dreissenidae. Gene Ontology annotation, molecular function: zinc ion binding; carbonate dehydratase activity.